This is a messenger RNA of Daldinia loculata, 2172 nucleotides long. Its product is annotated as MFS general substrate transporter. NCBI's taxonomy places the organism in Eukaryota, Fungi, Ascomycota, Sordariomycetes, Xylariales, Hypoxylaceae. The transcript has 2 exons. The coding region runs from base 125 to 1855 and encodes 576 amino acids. The record is from RefSeq and is a predicted model, not a curated record. Gene Ontology annotation, biological process: transmembrane transport. Gene Ontology annotation, molecular function: transmembrane transporter activity.
GGGUAGUUAAUAUAACUACCUACCUCCUUAACUACCUCAGCCAGGCUUUCUCCCGUCCUAGUGUAGUGUUCGCUCCCUAGACGCCUAACGAACGAAAAAAAGCAAGGCCAAUCUAGCAACGACAAUGAGCAGCAGCAACAACAACAACAUUGCCACGGAGCAAAAGACCGAAGAGUCAAACUCCGAAUCGACGCAAAACGUCGAGUCCAGCCCGCCGGAGGCGUCAAACCAAGUCACGCCGCGCAAUGCCUCUCUGCAAGAAAAGUCCGAGCCGCAAGAGCGGUCCGUAAAGGGCUUCCGCUGGUUCCUAGUCUGCCUGUCCAUCUUCUCGGCGAACCUGCUCUUCGGCCUCGACAACACCAUCGCCGCGGACAUCCAGGGCGCCGUGGCCGAGACGUACCAGAACACGGGGCAGCUGGGCUGGCUGGGCGUGGGGUUUACGCUGGGCUCGGCCGCGGGGAUCCUGCCGAUCGGCAAGUCGUACGCCAUCUUCGACAACAGAUGGGUGUUCAUCGCGUGUCUGGUCAACUUCGCCGCGGCCAGCGCGCUGUGCGGCGCGGCGCCGAGCAUGAAUGCCAUGAUUGUCGGGAGGGUGUGGGCGGGGUUCGGGGGGUCCGGGAUGUAUUUGGGUACGCUGAAUAUCUCGACGGCUCUUGUGCUCCCGAAGGAACAGCCUGUUUACGUGGCGGGGACGGGGUUUAUCUACGGCGCGGGAGCUAUUCUUGGGCCGGUGGUCGGAGGUCUUCUUGCUGAUAGUCCGGCGACGUGGAGAUGGGCUUUCUAUCUCAACCUCGUCAUCUUCGGCGCCAUGUCGCCCAUCUACUUGUUCCUGGUCCCCUCCGUCCCGCGUCGGCCGGAGAUGUCGUUCCUCGAGAAGGCAAAGCUAAUGGACUGGCUUGGCAUCCUGCUCAACUCGGCCAUGUACUCCUGCUUCACGGUAGCAUUCCUUUUCGGCGGCGUCGAAUGGGCCUGGAACGACGGGCGGACUAUCACUUUAAUCGUGCUGGCUUUCGUCCUACUUAUCGCCUUCGUGCUUACGCAGAAGUUCGCUAUCCUAACCGAUAAGGUUAACAGGCUGUUCCCGUGCAGCUUUUUGCGGAAUCCGCAGCUCGUGCUUAUGUAUAUCCUUAUGUUCUGCAGCGGUUUGAGCUUGUUUGUUGCGGUUUACUAUAUCCCGUUUUACUACCUCUUCGCGCGCGGCGAGAGUGGUACUCAAGCCGCCGUCCGCUUGUUGCCUUAUAUCUGUUUCUACGUCGCAGCUAUCUUGAUCUGUGGCGCCGUUAUGGGUCGUGUUGGCUACCAUAUUGUGUGGUUCUUGCUCUCGGGGCUGUUCCUCACAGCCGGUUCGGCAGCCAUGUACACCGUGGACCCUUACACGUCAAAUGCGAAGAUCAUAGGCUUCUCAAUCCUUCUGGCAGUCGGAAUGACGGCAUCCCAAGCGCCAUACGCCAUCGGCCACUUACUAGUAGAACCGGAACUCGCAGCGGACCUAAUCCAAUACAUCAACAUCUCGCAAGGCUCGUCGCAACUAGUUGGUUUAGUUAUUGCGAGCGCGAUCUUCCAAGCAGAGGCAUUCUCCGGAAUUCGGGCAGUCUUGCCCGCGGACCGCUACACUGACGCAGAUAUCCAGGCGGCGGUUGCGGGCGCACGAAGUGAGGUGUUAACGCAAGCGUCGCCUGAGAUGCGCGCAGCUGCUAUUGCUGUCAUUGUCGAGGCCAUCGACAAGAUUUGGAUCUUGGUCAUAGUUACUUCCGCUAUAUUUACGAUAUGCUCGUUGUUCCUGACGCGCGAACGCUUCGUCAAGCCUAAAGGGCGGCACGGAGAGGACAGCGGACCUGCGAUGAUGAUCUUCUAAGAAUCCUCUCGCACGAUCCAGGGGUGGGAGUUCACAUCUGGGAUGUGUUAGACAGUCAAAUGUCCCUCCUUGUAUCAACUAACUACAGGCAUGGAGGUAGGGUUUUGGUGCCUGUAGUCUAAUAGUCACUCGUUUAAUGAUUUCUCCUAACUAGCUGGUUUAGAUAAUAGACUAGAGGGAUAUAGGCUGUCCUAAAAAGGGGUGGUGGUACUUACAGAUGAUAAUUUAGUUCGGGUUUAUACUUCUUUAGGGCCUACUAAGGCCAUGUUAAUAUAGCUGAAAAGUCUUUAUAUAUAGGUACAUAAUGUUACUCUAGA